AUGCGAGUCGGUGACGACGAGGACGAUUCAACCCCCUCUUGUGGCACACACACGCAGCAGCAGCAGCAGCUGCUGCCGGGGACGGUCUACUCUGGUUUUGGAUUCGUCACAUUUCAGAGCGAAGACGUGGUGGAUAAAGUUUGCGAAAUUCACUUCCACGAAAUCAAUAACAAAAUGGUCGAAUGCAAAAAAGCCCAGCCCAAAGAAGUGAUGCUUCCAGCGAACCUGGCGAAAACGCGCACCGCUGGACGUGGGACAUACGGUGAGUUGGUAGUAUAUAGUGGUGCCGGUCCGUCCGCUGCCGGGACCACCAGUGCCCUAUCCGCCGGAGCCGUGUCCGGCCUCGGACCGGGUCCCUCUAGUGCUCCAGCCGUCGCCGCACACGGAGCAGCCUCGUUACGCUAUGCUCCUUACCCAUUGCCCGCUACGAUCACGAGUCAGCAUGCGGCAGCCGCUGCUGCUGCUGCUGCUGCCGCCGCCGCAGCCACCGCAGGUCACACAACCACCCACAUUUUGCCCCUCUCCGCUACCGCCGGUUCCCCGUCGAUCAUUCAGUACGCUCACGCCAGCCCGUCCCUGCUGGAUUUGACCUACAAAAGGCUGUUCGCGGCCAAUGCCGCGGCAGCCGGUCUCAGACCACAUCAUGCCAUGGUGCACAACCAACCGCGGGCCACGGCUACCCUGACCUACCCGAUCGGGGAUUUGCUAAGUGCCCAGGGUUUGGAUCUGUCCGCUCUCUAUCCGCUGCAGGCAGCGGCACUCGGUUUUCCCGCCGCCGCAUACGCUGCAUACGCAGCCGGCCGUGGCUUCUCCGGCUAUCCGAGCUUCGGACUACCGUACCCCACAGGUAACCUAAAUCUGGCCACACUACACGCCCACCUGGCGGCGGCGGCUAGCGUCAGUGGAGCUGCAGCGGCCGCCGCUGCCUCUACCGGUGGACACCACCACCACCAUCACACUAAUUCCUCGACUGUGGCCGCCACUGCAGCGGCAGCCGCAGCAUCCCACCACCAUCACCAACACCCGUCGACGGCGGCAGCGGCAGCAGCAGCUGCAGCUGCCGCCGCCCUACACCAUCACCAUCCCCUGUUGUCCACCUGUCAUCCUUUGCACCACCAUCACCAUCAUCAUCACCCGUUCGAACAUUUGGGUCUAUUCUCGCACCACCAUGCCACACCCGGGGGUCACACGACGAUGCAUUUGUGA
Topomyia yanbarensis is the source of this 1206-nucleotide messenger RNA. Its product is annotated as ice-structuring glycoprotein-like. Bases 1 to 1206 code for a protein of 401 amino acids. Gene Ontology annotation, cellular component: cytoplasm. The record is from RefSeq and is a predicted model, not a curated record. The transcript has 4 exons. Gene Ontology annotation, molecular function: nucleic acid binding. NCBI's taxonomy places the organism in Eukaryota, Metazoa, Arthropoda, Insecta, Diptera, Culicidae.